Molecule: messenger RNA, 867 nt
Organism: Baudoinia panamericana UAMH 10762
Lineage: Eukaryota; Fungi; Ascomycota; Dothideomycetes; Mycosphaerellales; Teratosphaeriaceae
Product: glycosyltransferase family 8 protein
Exons: 2
Biological process (GO): protein N-linked glycosylation
Molecular function (GO): glycosyltransferase activity
Source: RefSeq, a predicted model, not a curated record
AAGCUAGCUUACGCGACUUUCCUGGCCAGCUUUGGAGACCCAAAGGAGGAUGAAGACGACGACAGUAAAGACGAUGAAGACGGUUACUACCUUGGGGCUCGCGUGAUGGCCUACCAACUCCUACACUCCAAAUCAGCCGGCACGAACAACAGCAUCCCCUUUCUCGUGCUCUGUACGGAAGACGUAAAAAGGAGCAAACGUGUUCGCCUUAAGAAGGACGGCGCGACCGUCAUUAUCGUGGAGAAGGUCGAGUCUGACUGGGCCAAAACCGGCACUCCACGCUGGCGAGACAACCUCGCCAAGCUCCGUCUCUGGCAACUCACCGAGUACAGCAAGAUCUGCUUCAUCGAUGCCGACAAUCUCAUCACCAAACCACUUGACGGCGCCUUCUACGACGAAGCCACGCUCACGCAAGCCACGGGCACUAACCCGGCCGCGAUACAAGCGGACGAGGCGGCCUUGCCACGGACAUACAUGUUCGCCGCGCAUGGUGAUCUGUGGGGUUAUGAUCACCCGUAUCCUCCUGAUCCAGACCUGUCCUAUCUCAACGGUGGCUUUUGGGUCUUCACGCCGAGCAAAGUGAUGUUUGAGUACUAUAUGAGUCUGUUGGAGUUGCCGGGCCGCUUCGAUCCUGGAUUUAUGGAACAAAACCUGUUGAACUAUGCGCAUAGGCGAGAUGGCAAUAUGCCAUGGAAGCCGUUGUGGUAUGGGUGGAACGUGAAUUGGCCUACCGCAAGAGAUUGGCGAGGUGGUGCGCGGAGCUUCCACGCGAAGUAUUGGGACGGUGAUGCCAGCCACGACCCGGUCUUGAAGGCUAUUUGGAAGGAACAGAGAGCUGAGAUGGAAGGGUACUAUCGAGGAAGGGAC